Rattus rattus (black rat) is the source of this 618-nucleotide messenger RNA. Its product is annotated as flavodoxin/ferredoxin--NADP reductase-like. Gene Ontology annotation, molecular function: ferredoxin-NADP+ reductase activity. The transcript has a single exon. Gene Ontology annotation, biological process: heme catabolic process; cellular response to oxidative stress. NCBI's taxonomy places the organism in Eukaryota, Metazoa, Chordata, Mammalia, Rodentia, Muridae. Bases 1 to 618 code for a protein of 205 amino acids. The record is from RefSeq and is a predicted model, not a curated record.
AUGAAUACGUCUGCCACAAAGGUUCAAUCAAAUAUCAGCAGCGUUGCAUCAAAUUUCCCAAUUCCUGAAAAUGUAUUUGCGCUUACUGUACAGGAUGUUUAUCACUACACAGACCGUUUAUUUAAAUUUCGUUUGAAUCGUCCGGAAAGUUUUCGUUUUCGUUCAGGUGAGUUUGUUAUGAUUGGUUUGCCAAAUGAAGAAAAGCCGGUUUAUCGUGCUUAUUCAAUCGCAAGUCCGUUUUGGGAUGAACAGCUUGAGUUUUUUUCUAUCAAAGUGCCAGGAGGACCAUUAACUGAGCACCUCCAAAAAAUUAAAAUUGGUGAUAUAGUUUUAAUGCGUAAGAAAUCUACUGGGACAUUGGUUCUUGAUGCGCUCGUUCCUGGAAAGCGUCUUUAUCUUCUUUCAACAGGGACCGGAAUUGCUCCCUUUGCAAGCCUUGUUCGUGACCCGGAGACUUAUGAAAAAUUUUCAGAAGUGGUGCUUAUUCAAACAACUCGUGAACGAGAUGAGCUUGCUUAUGCAAAAGAGCUUGUUGUCUCUUUACAACAAGAUCUACUUAUUGGCGUAUAUGCACAACAAUUGAAAUUUUAUCCUAUGACCACUUCGCGAAACUUCUGA